Molecule: messenger RNA, 294 nt
Organism: Lathyrus sativus (Indian pea)
Lineage: Eukaryota; Viridiplantae; Streptophyta; Magnoliopsida; Fabales; Fabaceae
Source: the annotation of a GenBank genome assembly
AUGCGAGCUGCUUUGAUGUGGACAAUUAAUAACUUUCUUGUAUAUGGCAUGUUUUCUGGUUGGGGUACGCAUGGAAAAAUGGGACGUCCGCAUUGCAUGGGACACACAAAAGCGUUUACUUUGCAAAUGGGUGGUAAAAGUUCAUGGAAUAGUUUUAGUGACCUGCCAAAAUUCAUAGAUAAUGGUAAAACAUGCAGAAUUCCAGGAUACGGGGAUACUCACAGUUGGACAAAAAGAAGCAAGAAAAAAGAUAAUGAGAAGGCUAGAAAGGACUUGGAACUUUUGUGUAAUUGA